CAGCGGAGCGAAACGGUCACAGUCGCCGCCGGUAUAGACGCGCGUGGUCGAUUAGAAAGACAGGGCAAGGCUAAAUAUAGUGCGCACGGUCGCGUUAACAGAGCUUUUCAAUUUGAAAUUCAGAUAUAUUCCGCGCGAUGCGGUGCUUCGAUAAUUAGCGGCGGCGUGUCGCGUCGCGGCCUCCGGUGAACAACAGAGGGCUGUAGAGAGGGUGGGGGGUGGACCGAUGAAAGUUAGACACGGCGCGUGUGUAUUUACGGUUUUAGUUGGACGUUCGUAUUGAAAAGGUUGACUGCUAGGUGAACCGUGACAGUAUUUAUCACGGGUGUACUCGUGUCGGUAGUAUUGUUUCGCGUAACGGAUUAUUGAGAUUUCACUUUGGGAUUAACGGCCGGGACUCGACGUUGGGUGCAAGGACUGAGCAUACCUGGGAGCGUUUGAGAAGCACAUCCCCCGAGACCCCUCCAGCCAAAGUCACUCGCCUAACCUCUCCCCUGUCCUCCUUAUCCUCCUCCACACCCUUUCCCUCCGCAAAUCUUGAGAAGAAAACCCCCUAUCGUAAUCACAGAUCCCGUGACUUCGUUAUGGACGGUAUGGAUUCCAAACCAGUCUUGAACGACGACCCCUCGGUCACCCUGACCAUCCGCCUGAUUAUGCAGGGCAAGGAGGUCGGCAGUAUCAUUGGGAAGAAAGGAGAGAUCGUUAAGAGGUUCCGCGAAGAGUCGGGCGCGAAAAUCAACAUCUCCGACGGAUCUUGCCAGGAGCGUAUAGUGACGGUCACCGGGCCGACGAACGCGAUCUUCAAAGCGUUCACGUUAAUAUGCAAGAAAUUCGAGGAAUGGUGCUCGCAGUUCCACGACAACCAAAGUGGCGGUGGCGCGACCAGGCCGCCGAUCACUCUCAGGCUCAUCGUGCCCGCGUCCCAGUGCGGUUCCCUCAUCGGUAAAGGUGGAUCGAAGAUCAAGGAGAUUCGCGAAGUGACCGGUGCCUCGAUUCAAGUCGCCUCUGAGAUGCUGCCCAAUUCGACGGAACGUGCGGUUACCAUAUCCGGUACCAGCGAGGCCAUCACGCAGUGCAUAUAUCACAUAUGCUGUGUUAUGCUAGAGUCCCCUCCCAAAGGUGCCACGAUCCCUUAUCGCCCCAAACCCCAAGUUAGUGGGCCAGUGAUCCUGGCUGGUGGGCAAGCCUACACCAUCCAGGGUAAUUACGCGGUGCCCGCUCACUCGGACGUAAGUACAGUAUUGCCAUUGUCCGCGCCCGCUGCCGGGCCCACCCCGCCCUCGCUGAACACCCAAACUUUGACGACUUCGCCCUUCGCGGCCCACCCCUCUUCCUCGGCCUUUGCCGCUUCUCACGGGCAACCGCUCCUAUCCACGGCCCACCUUACGACCCCACAUCUUCCUCUCCACCCGAGCCCCUUACACGCCAGCGUGGCAGGCCUCGCCGACCCCCUGCUGAAGAGUGGACACUUGCAGGCAGCCCUCCCGCCCGCACACCUCGUGGCAGACGCCAUGGGGAAGCUUGGUAGCAAUCCGUUAGCUGGACUAGCAGCUCUGGGCCUCGGAGGCCUGGCCACACCUGCCAACACUGGCGGACUUAAUCCAGCAGCACUGGCAGCGCUAGCCGGCAGCCAGCUGCGCACCAGCAACACAAACAGGCAACAGCCAGCGGCGAACAAUCAGACACACGAGCUGACCGUGCCAAACGAGUUGAUCGGUUGCAUCAUCGGAAAGGGCGGUAGCAAGAUCGCCGAGAUCCGUCAGAUUUCCGGCGCGAUGAUCAGAAUCAGUAACUGCGAGGAGAGGGAGGGUGGUGCCACGGAUCGUACGAUCACCAUUACCGGAAAUCCGGACUCCGUGGCAUUGGCACAAUAUCUCAUCAAUAUGAGUGUUGAACUGCAGAAAGCUAACCUAGAGGCCCAAAAUACCCAAACCCCUGGCAGCGGUACCACUCCCGGGGCAUCCGGGGCCAGUGCUUCUCCCUCUACCACCACUACCACUGCCUCUCCCUUGGCCAGCGCCAUUCCCUUGGCUCAGCUGCUAAGCAAGCCAGGCGCCCUCAACGCCCUAUCUAGCCUCACCGCCCUCGGCGGACUCACGGAAUUGCUAGGUGGUGCUGCUGGCGCGGCUGCAUCCGCGCUCCCGGUCCAGACAACCGGCGUGCACCGGUCGCACAAGUUCACGCCGAGGUUACGUAGCCCCGGCGCACCGGGACCGACCGACAGCGGCAAAUUCAAAUCCGAGCGCACCAAGUACAACCCGUACUGAGCCAGCGGACGACAGCCACCCACGGAGAGACGCGACAGGGAGAUCAUUACACAUUCUGCCACACGCAUUACUCAUCGACAUGAACAAGAACAACAACAACAGCAACAGCUACUAUUGCUACUACAGUUACAAGAAUUACCAGUACCGAUCGCUCAUACACACACGGAACACGAAAUUUACAUCGGAGAAACGUGCGUACGGACGCCAGGGUAGCGCGAGUCCGGAUAAAGACUUGGCUAAGGAUCGGACCACGAUUUUUUCAAGGACUUUCAGUCUCUACUACCUUUCUCUUCUUGAUUAGUAGGGUAAGACCGCGCGGACCGACAGCAGAUCGGUUGCUAUUCUGUGAUCGGUCCGGUUUUUAAUCUUUGUCGAGGAUAGACACUAUCUACCCUGCGUGGUUAUUUUGCUGUCUUUGAUCGUGUCAAUCCUUAUGUCUGUAAACUGGGUACGCGGCCGAUCCUCUAGCGAUCUGCGGUUUCAGAGGUUUUUGUGGGCUUUAGUUUAGGGGAUUGGGUAUCGUAGAGCUUGAAGUAGUGUUCUUUGAAGAUUUCGUUCGUUUGAAUUCCCCGCGUGGAAUUGAAGGCUAACGCGUUUUGGGUAGGGAGCAUUUGGAGUUGUUUACACGACUGUUCAAUGACUGGGUUUGCCUGAGUAGACUUCUACUUAGAAUUGUAGCAGAGCUAGCGGAGUAUAAAAAUUACUCGAUGAGAAUUUAGUUAUUCAUUUGUACUAACGACAUCUUUUAUGGUUUUAAUUACAUUCCCGAUUGUUUUCUAUUCGAAUUCUUUGUAAUAGUAUGUAGUAUAUUGUAGGAAGAUUGAAAUGCUGGAACUCCGGUUAUUGAACAUUGUGAGACAUUUUGGUUACAGACAUAGGGGUUGAGAUCGAUCAUUGAUAGUUCCUCCGAGUUUGCAUUUUUCUGAUAUACAGGGUGUAGUUGAAGUCGCUCGAAUGGGCGCACGUUUGUCCUGGGAAUGGAGGAAGGUCCCAGCAACGUGGAUCCGAAAUCUCUUCCUUUUUGAAAUUGGCUCGUUAUUCGUGAACGAAAUACAUGAUUCUCUUAGAAACAGAAGUUUCCCAUGAUACUUAAGUCUUUUUAUUUUUGUUUCAUCAAAUUGUUUGAAUUUUAAUAAGAAAUAAUCUGUCUCUAUAAUCUUCAUUUUAUCUCUGUCUCUGAUUGCGUGUAGAAGAGUAAACAUAUUAACGUAGAAUUGAUGAAUUGUUAGCUUUACUUUACAGUAGAGAUAAAUAUUAAUAAUAUUCAGUAUAACUCAGUAGUCGACUGCAUAUCGUAAAUACGGCGUUUCCAAUCAUACAUACUUACAAGCGUUUGCAUUUUAUACUUAAAAAGCAGCAUUUACAUAGAGAACUAUACUUCGUUUAUCCGAUCAAACGGUCUUUAUCGAUUCUCACUGUUUCAAGCUAAGUAAAAAUGAUAAUAGCAGUAGUUCAAAUAUCCAUAACUCAAAGAGAAGCCAUUCGUAGUAAAAUAUUCGCAUGGCAUUACUUGACGUGAUUUAGCAGUAAGUUGUAUUUUAGAAUACAUAGUAUCCGAAGAACCUUUAAAGAUCAGUAGAAAUGACUCCUUUUAAAACAAUUCUUUUUUGUAAUACAGCGGGUGCCGUGAUAUUUAUAGAUAAAAGAAAAUGACAAAUUUCAAUACGGAAGAAAUUCCGGAUCCACGUUCAAAUGACCUUCGCCCAUCCUUAAGGUGAGUAGACACAGUUUCUAAAGUUAAUGUAUCCGAACCCUGUGAACGAAGAUCGUCGAGAUCCGACGCUAAGUCUUCGGGCCCUUGACACUAGCGCCAUGCGUCCUCCGAGUGACUCGUCAGCCGCGUCUUUUUAAGUGAACGAUCAAGUUCGACUUAAAAUUUUCUUCUUCGAAUAUCCUUUUUUUUAUCAUUAUUAUUUGCGAGAACUUUUUUCUAUUUUAUUUUUUAAUCUGUAUAGUAUCUUACGAUACCGCCUUAAAACAAAAUUCGGCCCGCGGUAGCAAGAUGGCGACUCGGAGGGCGAAGACUGCUUGUGCACCGUCGCAGGACAGUCUUUUAUAUACAUAUAUAUAGUGUAUGCAACACAAUACAAAAUAUAUAUAUAUAUAAAUUCAUGUAAUGUAAUAAUUGCGAUGAAUUAUUAAUUGAUUAAUGUUUGAUGCAGAACAAUUUUUCUUACUAGCGUUAGUGGAUUCCGAUGUAAUUUUUUCUAGUAGUUAUAGCUGACCACUUGAAUUCGGUAUAAUAGAGGUACAAUUAUGCGACGAGUGAACGAUCGAACGAGUUCAAUCGGAACGAAAACAAAAUGUAGGGUUGCGCGUGUAUCGACGAGCGACUGUUGCCGAAUGACAAGGAACGAAAGAUAGCGUGAGAGAAAGGAUUAUGUACGUUAUUUUCCAUUUUUUUUCGAUCAUGUCUUGACACGGGUGCAUAGAGAGAGAAAAAGGCGAGCGAGAUAGACGAGAACAGUAGAAAAGAACAGAAGAGAAGAAAUGAAAAUUGCGUGUUUAAAGAUGCACCGUGUCGUAAUUAUGUAACGUGCUCUAAAGCGAGAAACGACGACAGACUUCCUCCGUUAGAUGGUCAGAGCGAGAUAAAUAAAACUUGAUCGUGAGAAUGCGAGUACUAGAGCGAGAGAGUGUGAGAAUGGGAGUAAGAAUAUUAAUCAGAGAGCUUAUCGUACCUCGACGAGGUAGGGCUUCAUCGGAUGUCGUCGGUGAAUAUAAAUAUAUUAUAUUCGAUUGUACGAGGUAAUCAAUGAAUUUACAAUAGUGGUCAUUUUAUUGUAACGAUAUAAUAAUUAUAUACAAACAGACAUGGAAAACCCGUAAUCAUUCACGAGGAGAGAGACACGGUCGAUUAUACGUAUGUAUACAUGUACCGGGGAUAAUAGCGAGAAGAAAGUAUAAAGAAACGGAAAAAAAAUAACAUGAAAACGAUACGAGUUCAGAUAAAUUAGCGUAAACGAGAACGUUUUAGAUACGUAUUAUUACUUUACCGGCACACGUACCACACGAACACAAAAUAGGACACAGGCACACAAAAAAGAAAGAGGUGAAUCGUUAUUGCAUUCACCCCGCGCGUGUAUCGAGCGUCUUUUCUUCUUGAUCGGCGAGAACAAUGAAGAGGAAAAGAGAGUCGAGGGGAAAACAUUUUCUGAGAGAAAAAAACAUGAUGAUAAUAAAUAAAACUAGAACGAAACCGACGAAGCUCUCACGUGAACGUUCGGUUCGAACAAGACGAGUCGAGCCGAAUUGCCGAUGCGCGACGGGUCGUUCGCGCAGGUGAACGAGAAGAGAAGAUAAGACUAAAAAUAAAAGGGGGAGGAAAGAAUUAAGAUCAAACGAUCGUCCGUUCGCGUUGAACGAGGUCCGGCUGCGUGAACGCUAACAGAUCGAUGUUUGUGUGCUCAAUUUCUAGUUCGUAGCGAGGAAAUAUAAAAAGAUGUGAAAAACAGUUCGCAUCUAGCGAACGAUUCACGAUCGUGUGUUGCGUCGUAUACCGAUCGGACGUGAUUCGCGAUGGCGGAUCAUCGACGAGUAAAUACUAGAUUCGCGAUAACAAAAAGCAAUUCUAACUUCGAGUUCUCGCGGACCGAAACAAGAUGGCGGGUCGCACGCAGGGUGAGCCGCGAUCGCGAUCCACGUCCACGUAAUUAAUAACAAUAUAUCCACUUUCCAUUGCGUUCUUCAUUCUAUUUGCCGAUCCGUAGUCUCGCCCCAUUUCGUUGAUUUCUUUCGUCGAGACAAUAAGGAACAUGUUCGGUUUUUCUUUUUAUUCGCCACGUCGAAAUCCCGACGGGGGAUGACGGAUAAAGGAAAACGGUGAAUGAGGCGAACCGCCCGCACUCAUCGCGGCGCGAGAAAUUCAGACGGUGGGUUUCAUAAUCAAGAUUCGAAACGAGAGUAUACACAGGAUUUUACGUAGGUAAUUAGUUCUCAAACUGUAUAUUGGUCUCUAUAAACGAUGUCGCAGAGCUUGUGUGCUUAACAGACAUUAGCUACCCUGUAUCACCUUGUUAAAUAAAGCUAGGGGUGUUUAAUACAAUACGAGAUGAUGCAAGAUGAAAAAAAAAAUCAUGAAGAAGAAAACAAUAAAACCACCAACACGUGUUUCGGCCUUCCUUCGAACGGGGUCCCGCAACGCACUCGGCCGCCAUUUUCUCGCCGCGUCGAUAAACCGUG
Molecule: messenger RNA, 6449 nt
Organism: Nomia melanderi (Alkali bee)
Lineage: Eukaryota; Metazoa; Arthropoda; Insecta; Hymenoptera; Halictidae
Gene: mub
Product: poly(rC)-binding protein mub
Molecular function (GO): RNA binding
Source: RefSeq, a predicted model, not a curated record